This is a messenger RNA of Talaromyces amestolkiae, 2538 nucleotides long. RefSeq lists its product as uncharacterized. The transcript has 3 exons. The coding region runs from base 1 to 2538 and encodes 845 amino acids. Lineage: Eukaryota; Fungi; Ascomycota; Eurotiomycetes; Eurotiales; Trichocomaceae. Gene Ontology annotation, molecular function: DNA binding; zinc ion binding. The record is from RefSeq and is a predicted model, not a curated record. Gene Ontology annotation, biological process: DNA-templated transcription.
AUGUUGGUAGCCUUUUACACAAUCAUCAUCGGUUUACUGUGCGUGAGCUCCGCCUCCGCUCAAACCACCUUUGGCACGUCUCAGAAACAAGUCUGGAUCCCCCCAGCUACUGAGUACACGCUCUAUGAUUACUCAGGCAGCGGUGUCCUGACAUCCAUGUGGUUCGGCGGAAGCUGGACAGACUGGGAUCAAACUCUAAUCAACAUCUAUGUUGAUGGAGAAAGCAGCCCCAGUAUAUCUUUUGAACUAUACCUCGGUCACGGCAUUGGUUACGGGGACCAGACUGCCCCGUGGGGAACAGCUCGCAUCGGUUUGACGAGUACACCUUCGGGCAUAUAUAACACAUAUCGAAUCCCUUUCGGAUCCCGAAUCGUCGUAACAGUGAAAAUGCCACCUUCAGUAACAUCGAAUCAAGCCUUCUGGUGGAUCCUUCGAGGGGAAACAAACUAUCCCAUUACGUUCAACGGAUAUACACUGCCAUCCACAGCCCGAUUACAACUACAGAAACAAAACAAUAUUCUCGUUCAACCGCUCGAUUUAUUCACGAUGGCAGAAGUCAGUGGCAAAUAUGGAAUGCUCUAUCAGGUGACGAUGGCCGCCAAUAGCAGCAGUUUCAGUUUCUUAGAAGGCCAAUUCCGCGCGUACAUUGAUGGUGCAACAAACCCAUUAUAUCUGUCAUCGGGCACGGAAGACUACUUCCUUGGGUCUUACUAUUUCAAUGACGGGAUUUAUCAUCUCCCUGUCGCCGGUUGCACGCAUUUCGUCAACAACCAAGCGUUUUCGGGUUACCGAUUCCAUGAAGAGGAUCCGAUAUUUUUCAGCAACGCACUGACACUGCAAGGUCGGUGUGGGGAAGAAGCAGACAAUUAUGUCUUUGGGCCUUCACCUCCCGCAGCUACUACUUUCACCACAUACGCCUGGGUGUAUACUUGCCAUAUCAUUUCGCCAUAUGAGGCGUCUAAGUUGCUUGAUUAUUUCUUCAACGACUUUGACCUCACCAGUCUCUGGACCCGCUCUCCGUAUAAUUUGGCAACAAUCUUCCGCAAAGAAUCGAUCCUACGCCUUCAGGAGCCUCGCCCAACUUCCCCUGCGCUGCUUGUCGCAUUUUUGUUUGUGGCUGCCCAAACUUGCGACCAAACCGUCUUUCUUAAUCGCAACAUCCUUAGGGAGAAUAUAUGUGACGAACUACUAGCAAUAACUGUAACCCUUCUGGGUGAUGCGGCGCCCGAAGUCAAUUCUUCAAGGCUUCCCGAUCUCUCGCGGAAUACUCGGAGUGGUUUGUCCCUGGGUAUCCCAGCUGCCCCUCACUCUGAUACAGCGACUUCACUUCCACCCUCAAGCUCCGGUCACAAGCUCAACAGCGAUGGUCCAAAUAGCAAUCUCAAUGUAGACCAAAUCGUUGCUUGCAUGCUAUGCGGGAUAGUUCUUUCCGGCAGUGAUCUCAAAUUUGACUGCUUAAUGUGGUUCGAGAAGGCUAGAGUAAUGUCAUUUAUCCUCGAACUGAAUCGAGAGGUAGACGAUCAUCUUUCAGCACAGGAAGGUGUAUCUCAGAAUCUCCGUGAGAUGAUCUCUCAUGAAGAACGAAAGGAAGAGCGAAGAAGAACUUGGUGGCUACUUUACGCCAUGGACCGACAUCUAGCUUUAUGCUACAAUGUGCCGCUCCAGAUAUUGGAUACCAGAUGCCAAAUUUAUCAACCUUUGGAGGACGAAAAGUGGCGAAAUCUGGAGCUCCACUUGAGUGAUGCGCGAUCUCCACGGCGCCCUUUUGGUCCCCCAUCUACGAUUAGCGGGACGAGUUUCUUUGGAUUCUUUUUACCGUGCAUGGUAGUUCUUGGCGAUAUCAUCGAACUGCAUCACCUUCGCCUCAACCCUCGAUAUUCAUCUCUUGACAAUGAAUCAUUUGAAAAGCUUAUUGAGAGUGCGUUGCAACAGCUGGUAUCGUCAAUUACCUGUUUUUCUGCUGGUAACCAAGCUAUCGAUGUCACAGAAGCUUCACCGGUGCUACUGAACAAGCAAAGCGAUUCCAACGUAAUCCAGGCCGUCACAGCAUACAGCACCUUUCUUGUGAACGUGCUGGCCAUUCUGGCCUAUGGGGAGUGGGACGUUAUCGCCAUGCUUCAUCCAGAUUUCUCGAAGCUGCAUGGCACUCGCCUUGCCCAGCUUUCCCAUUACACUAGCCUCGCCUCCCAGGCAACAGAAGACAUUCUCGAGUGCGACCCUGAAUUGACAUUUAUGCCGUACUUACUGGGGAUUUACAUUCUUCAGGCGGGAUAUGCUGUUCUUGCAGUUGCGGAGAGAACCGACGAUCCUGCAGGCAGUGCGAGUUGCAAAGGUCUCGAAACUUUCAUCCGGGUGCAUGAGUCGUGUAUUGCGACCCUCGAUACGAAAUAUCAGAGGAAUUUCCGCAAAGCCUUACGAGGCACACUCAAUGUUCUGAAAGGGAGAAAUACUGGGCCUGUAGCAGAAUACCAGGCGCGACGGCAGGAAAUUUUGUCGUCACAUCGAUGGAAUCUGGAUGGCAAUGGCUUGCUUAUAUAA